Suncus etruscus (white-toothed pygmy shrew) is the source of this 1821-nucleotide messenger RNA. It is a transcript of the gene HEXD, whose product is annotated as hexosaminidase D. The transcript is spliced from 11 exons. Gene Ontology annotation, molecular function: hexosaminidase activity. Gene Ontology annotation, biological process: carbohydrate metabolic process. The record is from RefSeq and is a predicted model, not a curated record. The coding region runs from base 294 to 1739 and encodes 481 amino acids. NCBI's taxonomy places the organism in Eukaryota, Metazoa, Chordata, Mammalia, Eulipotyphla, Soricidae.
CCCCAAAGUGGAGGAUUCAAGAAAGCAAAAGGGAAGGAGAAAGGACCAAGGUGUCCUGUCAUAUGUGCAGGGGCUGGACAGUGCCUCUCGCUGUGCCCCCAGGGCUGGGGCUAUCAAGAGUCUGUGAGCUGUCCUUAGGUGGUGGCAAGAAUUCUGAUCAGGUGCUAGGAGAGCCGCAGGGAUCCAGCCCAGCCUUAAGCUCUGAGUGACCCUCUGUUCUGGUGUCACUGGGAUUUGGAGCUGCGUCUUGGACAGGAGUCAGCCUUGGUCCUGGCCCUCCCAAUUUCCCCGCCAUGAUUCUCCUCCAUUGUCCCGGGCACUGUGCCAGGUGGCCCCCUCAUGCCAGCACACCUCUGCACCCCCCAUCUGUCUGUACGUCAAUCAGUGCUCCCUGCUCUCCCCAGGUCUUCCCACUCUUCCAGGCUCUAGGUGCAAACGGACUCCUGAUCGAAUAUGAGGACAUGUUCCCCUACGAGGGCCGCCUGCAGCUGCUCCGAGCCAGGCAUGCCUACAGCCCCGCAGAAAUCAGUGAGAUUGUGCAUCUGGCUACUUGCCACGGGCUGGAAGUCGUCCCUCUGGUGCAGACAUUUGGCCACAUGGAGUUCGUGCUGAAACACCAGGCUCUCGCACACCUCCGGGAGGUGGCACCAUUCCCCAACACCCUGAACCCCCACGAGCCUGAGUCCCUGGCGCUGGUGGAAGCAAUGUUGCAACAGGUCCUGCGGCUGCACCCAAGUGCCCGCUGGUUCCACCUGGGCUGUGACGAGGUCUACUACCUCGGGGAAGGCGAGGCCUCCAGGCAGUGGCUGCAGCAGGAGCACAACAGCAAGACCAAGCUGUGUCUGUCACACCUGAAGGCGGUGGCCGGCCUCGUGUUGGCCCAGCACCCCACCACAACACCUCUCGUGUGGGACGACAUGCUGCGCGACAUCCCUGACGACCAGCUCACAGACUCCGGGUUGUCACAGCUGGUGGAGCCUGUGCUCUGGGACUAUAGAGCAGACCUGGACGUCCACACCAAGGCCCUCCUCAUGGAAAAGUACCGCAAGUGUGGUUUUGCCCACCUGUGGGCCGCCAGCGCCUUCAAGGGGGCCACUGGGGCCAGCCAGGCCCUGACGCCCAUCGAGCACCACCUCCGGAACCAUGUGCAAUGGCUGCAGGUGGCUGCUCAGGCACAGGCCAGUGCGCUGCAAGGCAUUGUGCUGACCGGUUGGCAGAGGUAUGACCACUUCUCCGUGCUGUGUGAGCUCCUGCCCGUCAGCAUCCCAUCUCUCGCAGUGUGUCUGCAGGCGCUUCUGCACGGUGGCUUUGCCGAAGAAGCCAAAGCAAGAGUAGAGAACUUACUUGGGAUUCGGAGCCUGGACCUGAUGGACUUUACAGGGGAGGGGGCCGGCUCCUUCCCUGGCAGUGACAUCCUGGCCCUCGUCACCCAAGUCGGCCUGCACCUGUGCAGCUCUGUGGACGCACUGCUAGAGCGAGACCGGUAUGUGACGGGCUGGUUCAGCCCCUACCACCGUAAGCGGAAGCUCAUCCACCCUGUCAUGAUCCGGCACAUUCAGCCUCAGGCUCUCAGCCUGCUGGCCCGGUGGGGUGCAUUGGUACAGGCCCUGGAGGUCGCCCUGCAGCGUGUCUUCUACCCGGACACUGUGGAAGAGUGGCUGGAGGAGAACGUACAGCCCAGCCUGCAGCGUGUGCAGGCGCUUCUGCAGGACCUGGGGGAGGCUGCGACCUCUUGCUGAGGGACUGGGACCAGCACUCAGAAACCAGCACUGCAGUUUGUACUUUAUUCUAGAGAAAAGCAUCCUCUGGAACCAUUUCAAA